AUGUCUAGUGUCCAGCAGCUGCUAACGACGCCUGUCAUAGAUUACCAAGAUGAAUUAAAACUUCCAAUUGAUUGUGAGAAUGUUGUCCUUUGCGACGACAAUGUGUUGUUGUCAAUCAAAGGUAAUACCGUGACCGUUUACAAUGGUCUACUAGUUAGUCGAGUCUUGAAGUUUGAAGACAAUAUUAUCAAAGCAUGUGUCACCUCGUUUCUUAUAAAUAAUGUAUCUACACAGAUCAUGGCAAUAUGUUUCAAAAAGUAUAUCCAUUUCUACUAUCCCAACGGAAAAUUGUACACAUUGCAUUUACCAUUUGAUGUCGUGUUGGUUAAGGAAUACGAAAGCGGUUUAAUUUUGCAAACCAGGACAGAACUAUACUUGGUAAACAAGACCCUCGACUUGAAGUUUGUUGAUACUGAUACAAAUAGCUCCUUUUACAAUUAUGAAUAUGUGACAACCUUCAAUCAGCGAGAAAACGGUAUCUCCCUCUGCACUACAUUUAUUGAUGGACAGAUCAACGUGUACCAAGUGAAAAAUUCAAGCAGAAGCUUAAAGUUCAACACUAAACCGUCUAGCAGGCUGCAAAAGAAAAAACAAUACUCAAUGUCGACUUCUUCGAGUAAAUAUACCGAACCAAAACUCAGUCAAAUCUUUAUUCUGGAGAAUCGGACAAGUACAUUAUUGCCUGACGCCAGGGUCCUAAAUUCUGAACAAGCACCUAUAUCAAGCUUGCGCAAAGAUGUCAUAUUAUCGAAAAUAGAAACUAUGGAGAACAAGCUCAACAGAAACCAUGUCAAGAUAUUUAGUAUACCCUUUGACAACCAAGAGGGAAUAGUGGUGGUCAAUAAGUUGAAGCAGGAACUACAUGUAUACAGCUAUAACUCUUACUCAAAGAGCGUAUCUACUUACAAGUGUCUGUGCCUUGAUUGCAUUCCGUUGAAUUCCACGUUUGAAGGCAACUUGGUUGUCUUGACGGAUAACGGGUUGUUCAUUGUCAAUCCAUUUCUUGAGCUACGUACUAGCUGUAACACAAAUCUCCCCGCGUACAUGCUACUAAGCUCGAAUAAUGGCAAAGUAGCGCUUCGGUUGAAAGACGACUCAAUCCGAUUAGUCAAAGUCAUAUUGGAUCCGGUAUCUGAGUUAGUCCUGUCGUGUUUAAGAUGCUUCAAGUACUUGUCAGGAUCAACAGUAAACCAAAUAUUUUGGAUGCUUUGGCGUACAGCGUACAAAAAUUGUGGGUCGGAGUGGGACGCAUUAGUAACUGCCUUGUUGUCUCUAACUUUCCCCGUACUGGAUGAUUUCCUGUUUACCACAAAUGAGAUUACGAACCUAUUACCACAAGCCAAACUCCUUCGUGAAUCCGCCCAUCUCAAUUACAAUUUACAAGAUUUGAUCCCUUAUAUCGUUGUAUCUUUGCAUUUACUCCGAGAGGAAUAUAGAUUGGAUGUCACUAAAAAGCACUACUUGAACAAGCUAGGGAUAUUGUUGAGCCAAUUAACUAUAUGGAUGGGCUGGCCAGAUGUUUGGGCCAACUACUACAACGCACCAUGCAAUCUCGAUAAAUCAAUCAAAUUUCUUCUGCUUCAAAUUAUUCAAUCGCCGCCCAAUCUUUUUGAAUCUUUGGCUAGUUUGUUCACCGAUAAUAUUGUACGAUAUUUAUCGUUUUCGCAAUUGGUUGAAGAAAGUGACUCGGUGGAUGCUCUUGUGACUCCAGUAACCAAUAAUGUCUUGAAAUUAUUUGAGGUGCUCGUGUCUUCACAGUAUGGACCAUCGCAUUUGGUUGAUAUGAUGAGCGAUCUCGGUGUUACCUCUCUUGAUAUGUUCCCGUUGGGAGUUUCCAUACCUUUGAAAGAAGCAAUACUGACUUCACAAGAGAAACCAACUUUCGAAUGGACGUCGGAUGCACUUAAAUUAACUGGAAGAGAGGAUUUAAGCAAGCUACUUUCAAACGAUGUUUUCCAUGACAAACCAAUGGAGAAAACUGCGAGUGGUGAUAUUGAAUCUUUGACAAAUGAUGUAGCGUCCAAUGAAGCUGUAUCGUCUUGGGAUGAUCAUUCAGAAGCUAAAAGAUUGGGAAUUACUAAGUUAAUAUUCGAUUAUGAUCGAAGGUAUUUCGAAAUAACAACGCUAUUACACCAAACAAAGAUGCAAACAGCAUUUUUGAAAACUGAUGAAUCUAUAACUGAAUAUGAUCUUCUUUUGCUUCAGCGAAAAUUGGCUAGCAUAGUAGCAGUACGAACCUUGACCAUACCUAUGGGUCGAGCUGCGUUAAAUUAUGGCGGUCGGAAGCCUUUAUUGACAGAAAAGUAUCCCAUACCAAAAUUCAAUUUGAAUACGGUAAUAUCGCCAACAAUUACAACCAUCAUUCCUUCUGAAGAUAGCAUAUCGCAAGAUUUACUAGAGUGGGGACAUUUUCAUAAUGGUGUAUCCUCUGGUUUGAGUAUUGCUAAAGAUUCAAAUGGCAUAUCUGGGAGCUGGAUUAUAUUUAACAAGCCACCUGACUUAAACUCGCAACAUGCAGGGUUCUUGUUUGGAUUGGGGUUGAAUGGCCAUUUAAAGAAACUCGAGGAAUGGCACAUUUAUAAUUACUUGGGGCCAAAACAUCCAUUAACUAGUGUCGGCUUACUUAUUGGCAUGGCAGCAAGUUUACGUGGUACAAUGGAUAAUAAACUAACCAAAGUGUUGUCAGUUCAUGCAGUAGCAUUGUUGCCUCAAGGUGCUAAUGAUUUGAAUGUUCCUAUUAUGGUGCAAACUGCAGGGUUGAUAGGUAUUGGAUUACUUUAUCUUGAGACACAGCAUCGACGAAUGAAUGAGAUUCUUCUUUCGCAAAUUACUGGCUCGGUUUUCCAAAAUGAUCAGGAACAAGUACAUGAGGGUUAUAGAUUAGCUUCGGGAAUAGCACUAGGGUUUGUGAAUUUGGGUAAAGGUGACGACUUAAAGGGGCUUAAUGAUACUCACGUUGUCGAUAAAUUGAUGGCGGUAGCUACAUUUAUGAAGCAUGACCAGCCGAGCUUAGAGUUGGACAAAUCGUGCUGUGGUGCCAUUAUAGCCUUGUGUUUGAUAUACCUCAAAACGGAAAAUUCAAAUGUUGCUGACAAAUUGAGUAUUCCCGAAUCUGAGCAAUUAUUAGAUUACAUUAGGCCAGAUUUGUUAUUCCUUCGAUGCUUGGCCACGAACGUAGUUACUUGGAGCAAGAUUGGAUGUACACGUGAAUGGGUUGAAUCACAAGUUCCUGCAGUUGUGCUUGGUGAAUUCAAUAAGAAUGAUGGAUUCGACAGGCUAGAUAGUGAUGAACUAAUCUUUUUCAACAUCUUGGGCGGUUCUUGCUUGGCAAUGGCGUUGAAAUAUGCAUCGUCAUCCAAUAUAGAGGCAAGAGACGUCAUUUUAUAUUAUCUUGAUAGAUUGAUGAAGCUAACAAAUAAGCCUGCAACAAACUAUGAUGAAAAGCUUACUUACAACACUGCUAUAAAUAUUCAAAAUAUUUUGGCUCUAUGUGCAUCAUUGAUAAUGGCAGCAAGUGGUGAUUUAAAAGUGUUCCAAAGGUUACGUGUUUUGCAUAAUGACACAAGUAAGGCCAUGGGAUACGGUGGGUUUAUGGCUAUCAAUACUGCAUUGGGUUUUCUAUUUCUCGGUGGUGGGCAAAUGGCAUUUGAUGAUUCAUUAUUUGGUACUGCCAGUUUGAUCACUAGUCUAUACCCUAUAUUCCCUAAAGAAAAUAAUGAAUAUGAGGUACAUUUACAAGCGUUGAGGCACUUUUGGGCGUUGGCUAUUGUCCCACGUUGUUUGGUGGUUGAAGAAGUGGGUACUAAUGAACCGUGCAAGAUUCCUAUAACAAUAACAAUGAAGGAUGGGGAGGUGGUUGAGAACUUGUCACCGUGCUUGCUCCCUAAGUUAAAGGAUAUUCAAACCAUAGCUACAAAUUCGAUUGAUUAUUUCGAUGUCAUUAUUGAUUGUCAGUUGAGAUCAGAGAUUCUGGACAAUUUUGAAAAAUCAUUAACAAUUUAUGUUUACAAGAAACAAAACUAUCAAUUGUUGCGGCCAAAUAUUAGAUCAAUGUUGCAAAACAAGAGCCGCAAUACCAGAAUUGAAACUGAUUCAAUAUUAAAUUGUGGGUUGUUUGAACUACUUGAUUCGAACAGUAAAGAAAUAUGGAUUAAUGGGUUUGAAUCAAGGCAUAAAAUAUCCUAUUCUGGCUUAACCAUUUUCAAUAUUAUUGAUGAUAAAUUGAAGUUGAUGAAGUGUGUUGAAUCACCAGAUUCAAUUGAAGAUGUAUGGAAUUUGAGACUAUUAUUUGAGUAUGCCAACACAUGUAUACAUGAUGAUGAUUUACAUUAUAUUUCAUUACAAUUCAUCAACCAAUUGAAACAAAAGUUGUGGAAUAAAGUUGGAUAG
Lodderomyces margitis is the source of this 4389-nucleotide messenger RNA. It is a transcript of the gene APC1, whose product is annotated as anaphase promoting complex subunit 1. The record is from RefSeq and is a predicted model, not a curated record. Gene Ontology annotation, cellular component: anaphase-promoting complex. The transcript has a single exon. Gene Ontology annotation, biological process: protein K11-linked ubiquitination; anaphase-promoting complex-dependent catabolic process; metaphase/anaphase transition of mitotic cell cycle. Lineage: Eukaryota; Fungi; Ascomycota; Pichiomycetes; Serinales; Debaryomycetaceae. Bases 1 to 4389 code for a protein of 1462 amino acids. Gene Ontology annotation, molecular function: molecular adaptor activity.